GUUUCCGUUCAAAGAACAUUGCUACUACGGUAUUAAAAAAGUGGUUCUCUUGUUGAUAACCUAAUUUGGUUAUCGCUGCGUUAUAUUCUUGGCCGGGUAUUAAAAUUCGCAGACACGACAGUUAUUUACAUUUCUUUCCCGAUAUUUCGAAGAAAAUGAAGUGUAUAGAAGUGCAUUUCGUUUUAAUUAUUUUAAAUGUUUUUCUACACGAAUAUUCAAACGUGGUAACAGGAGAAGUACUUUUUAAGCCCGAAAUAAUCCACGUCGAAGACAUAUGUAGGAAAAAUGAAAUUUUUAGUCGGUGCCAGGCUCCAAAUUGCGAAAAGAAUUGUGAUAAUGUUGAUAUCUGGGAAUCCAUGCCUUGCAUUCAGACAAAAAAUUGUUUAAGUGGUUGCAUCUGUGACAAGGGAUACGUACGCGACAAUAAUCAAGGAAUUUGUGUUUUGGAAAACAGUUGUCCUAGAAUUAGACAUUAAUUUUAUAAAUAGAAUCAUUUUAGAAUAUUUGAUAGAACAUUUAAUGAUGAAAACAUAUAUCAAAAAAACUAAAAAUUAAUAAUUUACGUUUCUUUAAUCAAUAUAUUU
Molecule: messenger RNA, 584 nt
Organism: Apis mellifera (honey bee)
Lineage: Eukaryota; Metazoa; Arthropoda; Insecta; Hymenoptera; Apidae
Product: zonadhesin
Source: RefSeq, a predicted model, not a curated record